AUGGUCCAAAUUAUGUGUAUCUUCAAGUAUAAUAGGUCAAUAAGAGUCACCUAUAUUGUCCAAAAAAAGAAACUGCCAGUAGACACCGAUUAUCGAAUGGGCCCUCAAAAUCCUUCUGAUAUGUACCACAUCGAAGUGCCAGUGGCAACAGAUGCAGCAGUUGGGGAGGAUGCGGUGCCGAAAAUGAACAAGUUCAAUGUUCUAUGUAACAACUUGAAAGUCCGAUUACAUUCAAAAGCCCCAUUCGUCAGCAUCAUUUCAAGCCCUUACUUGACACAAUCAGUGCAGUUCUCCUCUCACAAAAGCCCUCAUUUGCCUCGUCAUUUCAAUACCAUGCUUACCCUACUGCACAUCGCGCUUGCUGUGCAGUACACCUGCAAUGUGUUCUCCCCUCCUUUAUCAUACUUUUGA
This is a messenger RNA of Suillus paluster, 411 nucleotides long. RefSeq lists its product as uncharacterized. The record is from RefSeq and is a predicted model, not a curated record. The transcript is spliced from 7 exons. NCBI's taxonomy places the organism in Eukaryota, Fungi, Basidiomycota, Agaricomycetes, Boletales, Suillaceae. Bases 1 to 411 code for a protein of 136 amino acids.